AUGGUUCUAUUCAUGCUUUUUCACUGUUGUUUCUCCUUUUUCUAUUUUACUCUCUUUUUUUGUGUGGACGAAGUGCGUGUGUGUGUGUGUGGGAUGGAGCUCCUUGUGGGGGUGAAUAGCGACAUUGUGUCCUGCAUCACCCGCAUCAUACAGCGACACGCUGCGCAGGUGCGUGCUUUGCGGGAGGAGGAAAUUGCCGUCAACGCCCGUGCGGAACAAUUGGAGCACCUGACAGAACUUCUGAUGGGCGGUGAAAUUUCUCCCUCUUUACAUGAGUUUUCGUUGGAUGCGCCGCAGUCCGAGGAGGAGAACAAGUGGGUGGACGAGGAGGUACUGACCGACACGCCUUCUGCACCGCAGUUAGUGACAGUGGAUGGUUUUGAGCAAAAGGCACGGAUGGAGGGAUCACCGCUGCCAGCCUCUCAGGCGAGCUCGCAGGACAUGUCCUCCGUAGAGCCACUACGAGAGGCGGAGGGUGAAAAACGGAGUUCCACCACACCAUCGCCCAUGCGACGUGAGUUGGAUGAGUUCUUUCCCAUUGCUGCAUCCAAGCGCCCACGACAAGCAUGUGUGACGGAAGGUUCUUGUCGUCGCCGAAGUCGUGUUGAGAUGCGUAAAAAUGAUGCAGGCGCUGAAGCCAUCAUUACUGCCACGGACAUCCUAGCGACCAUACCGUGUAUUUCCUCGAAUGCGACGCCAACAGCCACGACGGUAGAUGCAGUUUUACAUGAAGAAAAACCCCGUAGUUAUGUGCGCAGCCACCGCCGACGUCAAGAAGAUUAUGCAGCGGAUGCCGCAAUGUACGUGAGGGGCCAUGAAGGUGCUCAGGUGGCGUGUACACCAUCCGUGUACUGGGAGAUUGCAUUUCCAAAGGGCCUUCAUGCUCAUGCUUCUGCCUGCGAAGAUCAGGGGGAGUAA
Molecule: messenger RNA, 918 nt
Organism: Trypanosoma cruzi
Lineage: Eukaryota; Euglenozoa; Kinetoplastea; Trypanosomatida; Trypanosomatidae
Exons: 1
Coding region: 1-918 (305 amino acids)
Source: RefSeq, a predicted model, not a curated record